This is a messenger RNA of Neltuma alba, 1939 nucleotides long. Its product is annotated as xyloglucan 6-xylosyltransferase 2-like. The coding region runs from base 240 to 1604 and encodes 454 amino acids. The record is from RefSeq and is a predicted model, not a curated record. Lineage: Eukaryota; Viridiplantae; Streptophyta; Magnoliopsida; Fabales; Fabaceae. The transcript is spliced from 2 exons. Gene Ontology annotation, molecular function: xyloglucan 6-xylosyltransferase activity; hexosyltransferase activity; UDP-xylosyltransferase activity. Gene Ontology annotation, cellular component: endosome; membrane; trans-Golgi network. Gene Ontology annotation, biological process: xyloglucan biosynthetic process.
UUGAGCUCCACCGACUACCCCUAAUCGGAAAAGAACCACACUUUUCGUCGUAUUUACGAUCUUCGUCAUCUCAAUUCCCAUCCCGCGUCCGCCUUCAUUUCUUACAUUACAUUUGGAUUUUGGACACAAGACACUGCCAAAUAAUCGCAAUCACGCUUUCCCCCCCUUUUUUCUCCUUGUAGAGCAGGAACAAGAGGGUUUGUGUGUCGGCGGUUCAUCUCGGCCGAGUCGACUCAAUAAUGCUGGAACGGUGUAUCGGUUAUCGCCGACUCCGUCAGAUCCAGAGGGCGUGCCGCCACGGCACCGUCACCUUCCUCUGCCUCUUCCUCACCGUCGUCGUCCUACGUGGCACCAUUGGCGCCGGCAAGUUCGGGACCCCCGAGCAAGACUUCAACGAGAUCCGUGACCAUUUGUACUCGCGUGGCCGGCGCGUUGAGCCGCAUCGCGUCCUCGAAGAAGCUCAACCCGAGAACUCUGGCUCUUCGCAAUCCAACAACUACGCGACCUUCGAUAUAUCGAAGAUUCUGAUCGAUGAGGGAGGCGAUGACGAGAAGCGUGAUCCAAAUACACCUUACAGUCUUGGCCCCAAGAUUUCAGAUUGGGACGAACAGCGUGCUGAGUGGUUGAAAAACAACCCAGAUUACCCGAAUUUUAUCGGACCCAAUAAGCCCAGGGUGCUUCUAGUAACUGGGUCUUCGCCCAAGCCCUGCGAAAAUCCGGUGGGGGAUCAUUAUCUGCUGAAGUCAAUUAAGAACAAGAUUGAUUACUGUAGGCUCCAUGGGAUUGAGAUUUUCUACAAUAUGGCUCUCCUCGAUGCAGAAAUGGCUGGAUUCUGGGCCAAGCUCCCAUUGAUUCGGAAGCUGUUGCUGUCUCAUCCGGAGAUUGAGUUUCUAUGGUGGAUGGACAGUGACGCAAUGUUCACUGAUAUGGCGUUCGAGGUUCCGUGGGACCGCUACAAGGAUCACAACUUUGUGAUGCACGGUUGGAAUGAAAUGGUGUACGAUGAGAAGAAUUGGAUCGGUCUGAACACUGGGAGUUUCCUGCUUAGGAAUUGUCAGUGGUCGCUUGACAUUCUUGAUACCUGGGCGCCCAUGGGUCCCAAGGGGAAAAUCAGAGACGAAGCUGGGAAGGUCCUCACUAGGGAGCUGAAGAAUCGGCCCGUCUUUGAAGCUGAUGACCAAUCUGCCAUGGUUUAUAUAUUAGCGAAGCAGAGGGACAAAUGGGGUGACAAGGUUUACCUUGAGAAUGCUUAUUAUUUGCACGGAUAUUGGGGUAUUUUGGUUGAUCGGUAUGAAGAAAUGAUUGAGAAUUACCAUCCAGGUCUUGGUGAUCACCGGUGGCCACUUGUGACUCACUUUGUGGGUUGCAAACCCUGUGGAAAAUUUGGGGAUUACCCGGUUGAGAGGUGCUUGAGACAGAUGGACCGAGCCUACAAUUUUGGUGACAACCAGAUUUUGCAAAUGUAUGGCUUUACCCACAAGUCACUUGGUAGUCGCAAGGUAAAGAGAGUGAGAAAUGAAACCAGCAAUCCGCUCGAUGUGAAGGAUGAGCUUGGAUUGCUGCAUCCAUCUUUCAAAGCCAUCAAGUCGCCCACUUCUUCGUGAUGGUUUCCGAAGAGAUAGUGAUCAGCUUCCCGAACAAAAUCACGCAUGAGUAAAUGUGAUUAGAGAAGCUUGUGAGGGGAGGCAUUGGAUCUGAAUCUGCGACCAUCAUCGUCACAUCAUACAAAGGGAUGAUAAGUCAUGUAAUCGUCAGAUAAUUCAGAACAGUUGUGAAGUGUAAGCUGAAACAACUUAAGGCAACAUGUGUUGCUAAUCAAAUUGUUUGACCUACAGCCUCAUUAUCUAGUUUAGUUGUUUCGUGUGCAAAUUGAACGGAACAUUAUUAGUAGUUGGUAUCUUUCCCAGUUAAAGCAAUGGACAGAGCAGGCUUUGGGUAA